This is a messenger RNA of Chroicocephalus ridibundus (black-headed gull), 6822 nucleotides long. It is a transcript of the gene SMIM10L3, whose product is annotated as small integral membrane protein 10-like protein 2A. The coding region runs from base 112 to 327 and encodes 71 amino acids. Lineage: Eukaryota; Metazoa; Chordata; Aves; Charadriiformes; Laridae. The transcript has 2 exons. The record is from RefSeq and is a predicted model, not a curated record.
CCCGCGCGCCAGACGCCGCGGCGCACGGCGGCGGGGUGACGCAGAGCCGCACGUACGGCGGCGGGGCCUCCUCCCGCCGCGGCGGCGGCGGCGGGGCCGCGUUGUGUUUUUAUGGCGGCGGCGCUGCCCGGCCUGUCCGCCCUGGCUGCCCGGCUGUCCCGGUCGGCCGCCGCCCGCUCCUACGGCGUGUUCUGCAAGGGGCUGACCCGCACCCUGCUCAUCUUUUUCGACCUGGCCUGGAAGCUCCGCAUCAAUUUCCCCUACCUCUACAUCGUCGCCUCCAUGAUGCUCAACGUACGGCUGCAGGUCCAUAUUGAGAUCCACUGACUGGUGACGUGGUGUGCUGCUUGCGCUGUGUGCUGCAACUGGAGUCAGUCACACUCUUCCACAGAUCCAGCCUGCUGUGAAACACCAAGGCCAUGCUCCUCUUCGCUAGGGCUAUGAAGAAAGAAGAUUUAAAACAGAAACGAGUAUGCGACAACGGCCCAGAUCAUCACAAGGCAGCGGCUCACCCGACACGCGCACAUUCCGUGUUGAACAAUUCUCAAAAUUAUAGUAGCAGUUUACAAAAAGAAUUAUUUUAUUUUAACACCAGGAAUUGUUCUCUCUUUAAUACUAUACCUCUGCCGUCUGUUGGCAAGGAAAUGGCUCUGAGUUUGAGUGAAUCAGCAGGGAGAAACUCAAGUGCAGCUGCUCCUUGGAAGGAUUCAUUUCAUCUGCAUUUUUCUUCUGAGAAAGACAGUCUUAAUAGGGUUUCUCACUGCAUUAAUAGUAUUUCAGUCAUGGCCUGGCUGCAGGAAGCUUGUAGUUUCGCUGGAGACAGCUUUGUAUUUUUUGCACACUUCUGGCUGGGAAAUUUGCGGAAUAAUAAAAAACUGCAGUUUCUGGAAUUAGAAAUGAGCAGCAGCAAAGAGGAUGAACCGCAGCUUGCAUUUCCUAAAGAGUUGGAGCCUGGUGGACUUCCCAAUCUCUGUUCUAUUCCAGUUGCCUCACAGCAUGAAUAUGCUUUGGGACUCUCAAGCAACCAGAAACCAUGUAUUUUUCUUUGUUACUUAAACCUCGUAUCUUCAGAGCAAACACUUGGAUACAAGAAAAUGCUUUCAAAUAUACAAUAUGUGACUAACAAUUUUCACAUCAUACAGCUAGUAAUUUCUGUUCUAGCUUUUGCACUAGCAGGUCUCUGGUAUGCAGUAGUGAAGGUAAAAGAGUACUAAGAUUUUAAUAAUUACUGUUUUUAACAUUAAUAGAAACUUAAUUGACUAAAUAACAGAGACAAGGUUACAGUUCAGGUUUCAGUGAGAAGGAGACAGCUAAAGUAAAAAUUAUACUUGUGUAAUUGUUAGUAAAACUGGCUGUUGGAAUAAUAGGGACUCUUUCUGUAAGAAAUAUCUGUGUCUGAGUGGAAAGAACUUCUUAAUCUCAAAACCCUUUGGGACUUCUGGAGGUCUGCCAUCAACACUAGACUAGAACUCAGUGUGAUUGUUCAGCACAGAUCCGUUGUUUUCCUUAGGGUUUGUAUUAGCUGCGUGUCCUGCCUGCUGUUUACAGCCAUUUCCAAUGACACCGUUUCUUGUAGAAUUGAGUUCCUGCUCUGCAUCCAUCAGUAACUAACGUGUCAGUCUUUAAAAUGCUUUGAACUGGAAAGCUGUUGGGAGGGUGAUCUUCAAUACAGCAUAAUUCUCAGCAGUGUUCCUUCUCAAGGAUGGUACUGCUCUAAUUUAAACAAUCUCUCAUGAGCUUUAUUGUGCUACAAUAGACACUAUAAACAAUUUGCUAAAAUAAUGUUUUCUUUCCUCGAAAAAGUGAUUGUUAUCACUGAAGCAUAGUAAUCAUUUCUGGGCCUGUUGACUUUGGCUUUGGGACAGAUGGGGUUUGGCAAAGAAUGGAGCACGCAUGGUGGAAUCAGUAGAGCUGCUGCGAAUAAUAAUUUGCAGGAAUAUGCUCCCCUGGACAUUUGGAUGGAGAAACUCAUUGUGCAGUAGGUCAAAGCUUGAACUCGGUGUCCCAAAUUCUCAACAAGGGAGUCGCUGUAGGUGGGAUUAAUGUGCUGGAGGGACUUACUUAAAGAGCGAGGUCUCGAUAUGGGGAAGUUUUUAGGAUGCAUUUUCAGCUCACCCUUAAUGCAGAGUGAAGUCAUGCCAGUGAUUCACACACCAAGCAUCCUUUUUGCUAGAUAAUGUGUUUCCUUCAGGAAGGAGAGUAGGUGAUGUUGCAUUUUUUGGAAGGAGACUAGGUGAUGCGGUGUUUAUUUGGGCGUUAGCACACUUGUGUAGAGAAGUCCUUGAUUAUGAAGACAAGAUGCUGGUUAUCAGUGUUAUGGGGAGAAAUGUUGGAAUUUUGUAACCCUGUUUGAGUGCUGAAAGUAAGAUACACUACUUGUUGCGUUAAAUGAUAUGUUGUGUUUUUACUGUCCCCAUUGGUUGGCUAUUUCUUCUGGAUGUUAGAAGAGAUAAAAAGCCAUUUACUUUAAUGUAGAAAAGAAUUUUUUCCCUGGUCUGUACUUCUAUUAAUUGCUUAACUUCUAGACUUUUGACCAUAUGAUUACCUCUCACAAAAUUAUCAAAAACAUUAAAAUAAUAAUGGAUUAUAUAUUUUAAGUAAUUAUUUUAACAGCAACAGCUUCCUCUUGAUCAAACCAUUCAUACUGUUCACUGCCAUCUCCACUGCUGCAUUUUAUCACCCCUGCGGUGGUAUUACAGGAGUGUUUGUGGAUCGAGAUUGCUGAAGCAAUGUGGGUCUGAAACCCCGAACACCAGAAACAAAGAUACUUCUCCAAAAGUCUGUGUAGUUUAUUUGAGUUACGGUGUUAAGCUGUUGUCUGCAUACAGCUUGAACCAAAAAAACACUUGGCAGAGCUGAGGGUAGAGGAAUGAAGGUGGGGAGGGGUUGGAGCCUAUUUCAGCUGGCUUCAUUGCUAAAGAAAACAUUGUGCAACUGCAUCUUAAUCUCUGUAACUAGCUGUAUGGGUAAAGAAAUACUCCUGUGGGGUGAGCUUUUUUCUUUAAGUUGCACAUAAACACAAUCCUGCAUCCACAGCUGAGAGCUUGAACUUCCUAGAUAGCGAACCGGUUGGCAGAGCUGUGCCUGCAGUUGGUACCCGAGACCUCCCCAGUUCAGCGGGAAGAGGCUCGGCUCUGCUCUGCGUCUCUGGGGAACCGCAGUUACGUACAACAAAAUCUUGCAGGUGAUACCGUCAGGUCAAUAGGCAGGAGGAGCAGCUAAAGGCACAAAGGCAUUAAUCCAGUUUUUAAUGCACCUAUUCUUCAUGGUGAUUUUAAAGGGGGGGGGAUAAAGGGUGGGGCAGAAAACGAAACAUGAGAGAAACCAGUUGUAAAUUAGAAUUGAACCGUGUGUGCAGUGGGGUGGGAAGGGUUGUCUUUAUUGAUGCCAAGCCUGUGCAGGAGGGGAUCUUGGAGCGCUGAAUCACGUUAUGUAUCACAGCCCAGCUAAUACUGUCCUGUGUUAAGCAAAACUUGCUUUGAGUGAGUGGCCUUUAAUUACUUACUACAGGAUCACUUUAAAUACAUAUACAAUACAGCUAAGUGAAAUGAUGGAAUUUUUUUGUGUAUUAUAUGUAUAUUGAACAUAAGAUACAAAGAAUAUGUCUUAAGUGAGUGGAUUUAAUCAAUUUUAAGAUAGUUUAUGUACUUUGCCUUGGAUUUUGUUGCUUAAAACCUAAAAGGUAACUUUCUAACUCGAACAUUCCUUCCGAGAGUCAAAUAAAGGAGAGUUGGGUGUGUUAAAAUCUCAUGUAACAUACUGCACUUUAAGCUCGUGGAGGCCAUAAGUUGAAAGCGCUGUUCUUGCACUAAUGGAACUGCGGGACUGGCAGCGACAACACUCAAAUGGCUUUUACUGGCUGGGGGAGAACAGUGAGCCGUAAUGAUGGCGAUCCUUGGAAACUGUACCUAAAUCAAACACUAUAAGGCUUAGGCUGCUGUUCUCUUAACUCAUCUCAAAAGAUGGAAGGUGUCUCAGCUAAAAACCAGUUUGCAUGGAGUUUUGUGGCUUCAAUAAGUCAGAUGUGGAAACCGCUUUUCUGAGUAAAUGCGCUGUUAGGGCUGAGACGGAAGAUCAUUAUAGUACAGAAGAAUAAGGUUUUUAGUGGGGUAAGGGACCUUUACACUGAACCGGGAGUUGCCUUCUUAAUUCCAGUUCCUCUUUCAUCUUGCUGUUCUGUUGGUGUUGGAAAAAGGUGUUUCUAAGCAAACUGUCAGGGUUCUACUAAACAGCUCCCACUUUCUAAAAUUUCAUUGAUCAGCGUCUAGGUCCUUCCUGCCAUAGAUAGCAGAGUUCUAUUUCUGCCAUUAGAAAACAAACUAAGUAAGCAAAUAUUCAAUAUUUAGAGAAUUACCUAGUUGUUUCCCUUAAAUGUACACUUGAGUGGAAAUUUACUAUAUGGUGUACUGCUUUGAAAAAGAACAUAUACUUUUAAAUGUGUGCGCACAGAGCUCUGCAUGUAGCUAAAGUGUCUUAUCGCAGUAUGAUGUUGGAAUGCGUCUGCAAAUGCUUAUUUACGUUCUGACAUUUCGGUGCACGGUGCAGUAGGGAUGGUGGUGUCCUUCUCCGUGUGACAUUAGCCAGUGCGAUCCUAGAAAUCACCUGCGUGCAUCAUCAUGCACCAUGAGACAAUUUUAUCUGUAGACAUUUUUUAGCCUUUUGCUUUUUCAGUGUUGGGUUGUUUGGGGGUUUUUGUUUGGGGUUUGGUGUUGUGUUGUUUGGGUGGUUUUUUUUUUUCGUGUGUUUUGUUGGCUUUUUUAGGACUGUAAAGACUGCACUUUCUUAAACUUUGCCAAAGUUUGCAUUCUUUCUCCUUUUCUCCUCCCUUGCCCCUCCUUAUAGGUAUACCCACCUUUAAUUUUUGGAUGAAAAGUACGUAUGUUUUAUCUUCUCCUAAUGUUUUAUCUUCUUGUCAAGUCGUUCCUUUGGUUUUUAUGGCCUGGUGUUACCUAUAUUUUCUUUCUCUUCCCUCCCCAUCAUUUCUCAGCAUAAGCAUACGGUGAUAUUCUGUUCCGUUUCAAGAACACUCCCUGGCAAUUAAUUAUGCAUAACGAAUUAACAGAAAGCACGUAGAAAUGUAAGUGUCCGUAGUCUGUCAUUAGGCCGUAUGACUAGCGGUAUAUCUGACAGAGCAAGAGAUAGUCAAUGUGACUUAUUUCUGCCUUUUCCCUUCAAAGCAGCUGCUUUGAUUAAAAUCUAAUACUUCAUUCAGAUUUGUCGUACCUCUGUCAGCUGAGAACUGCAGCUGGAAUGUGAGGCUUAUCAAACACAUUGAGGGCAAAACUGAAGAAACAGUCAGACUUGCUUCAAUACUCUUCAGGUUUUUAUGUCAUUAGCAUAACUUUCUGAAAAAUUCACGUGAAUGUGCUCUUAAUACUUUGAAACCUUUUUUUCCUAAGAGUGCGUAGAAUAAAAUGUGUUCUGACACUUGUUUCUGUGAUGUGCAGUCGGUAACUAGGGAAAAAAACUUUUUAGGAUUUUUUUUAAUAUUUGUGACGAAUCCCCUUUUUGCUAUCUCAGACUACAGAGCCUCUGAUCCUCAGGGAAGAGCCGCAUUCGAUAGAACUUUCAGGUAAACAGCUUGUUGCCUAUGAGAAUGUUAAUAUUUCUGAUCAGCACACAUAUUUAAAUACAAGGACACGGAUAUCAACCUGCGGAAGGUGUAAAAACAAGAGUCGUACGAAGUGCUGGAACGAUGCUGUCCUUUUCCACCAUGCGCUAAGUCAGUCCUUUGAAAUCAAUCCCGUGUCGUGUUCCAGAAUCUCUUAUCUUACUCUUUGGAACUGGUGAUACGAGAUUCAGACCGAGCAGAUGGUUAUUUCAUUGUUGCAUUCAAUUGAUGAAAUCAAUUUAAAAGCGAAAACAUUUUAGAAAACAGCCUGAGGGACUUCUGUAAGGAAAAUCUGCCAUGAAAAGAUCCGUUUUAUUUCUGUGAUCUCAGUAUAUUUAUAGUCUGUUUUGCAAAUCUCAUGUCUUCCUUCUUUGUGGAAGAUCUGUAUAAACCUGGUAGCAAAAAUGGUUAAAAUUCAGACUUGUAAAAGUAUUGGUGUUCUUUAAUUUUCCGGUUGUAGUCAGUUUUACCUGUUGUCAUCUAUAAAAAUACCUGGAUGUAACUUAAGCUUUUGUUCUUGGAGGUAGGUAAAUGUGGCGCCUAGCGCCCGAUUCGUCACCUGAGGCUGAGGCGUGUUCCCCGAACUCUCGUAAUGGGCCCAGCUCCCCGCCGUGACCGGCUGCUCCUCAGCGCUGACACCUGGGACGCUGUUGCCCACGCGGAACAAUUCUAGUCUGUGGCCUUGUCUUUGGCUCUAAUUUUUUUUUGUUGUUUUUUUGUUAAUUGCAGUGUGGGAGAUGGAGAAGGCUGGCACAGACCAUUUUUGUUUGUUCCAGGGAAAGAUGUUUACAACUUUGUAUGUAUUUUAGAAAUUUAUUGUAACACUUUUUAACUUGCAAGAGGAGUUUCCGUAGCAAACUUGAAGCCUGUUGUCCUAACGAGGUGAAUACAGAUUUUUGAAUAACAGAGCGCUAUCUAAGCUUACAGAAGCUGCUGAUUGUGAUGCUGCUCGCUUACACCACAGGAGGGAGUUACACGUCGCUCUUUCAAAUAUUUUCAGUUAUGGCAUCAUUUUUUCUUAGUACAGUGCAUUUCAGUUUAUAAACAUGCUGACUUUGAGUUGUGUUCUGGAUUGUCACUGCAAAUAGGUUAAUGUACAAAAUCAAUACGCAGCGGUAAUGUAUUGUAACUGUUUACAAUUGAACUCUGAAUACCAAUUGAUGGGUUUUAUCAAGCUAUUUAAAAACAAAUAAAAAUCUUUUUAAAAAUUA